This is a messenger RNA of Umbelopsis ramanniana AG, 2364 nucleotides long. RefSeq lists its product as uncharacterized. The coding region runs from base 112 to 2214 and encodes 700 amino acids. Gene Ontology annotation, biological process: cellular response to nitrogen starvation; piecemeal microautophagy of the nucleus; C-terminal protein lipidation. Gene Ontology annotation, molecular function: Atg8 activating enzyme activity; Atg12 activating enzyme activity. The transcript is spliced from 12 exons. Lineage: Eukaryota; Fungi; Mucoromycota; Umbelopsidomycetes; Umbelopsidales; Umbelopsidaceae. Gene Ontology annotation, cellular component: phagophore assembly site; cytoplasm. The record is from RefSeq and is a predicted model, not a curated record.
CACAAGGUUAUGAAUGAAGGGCAUGACACCUGACCCAGAAAAUAUCUGUCCUGUUACAACACUGCGGUGGACCUUACCUUUCUACUUCUACUUUGGCAUCGCACAGCAACAAUGUCAAAGAUUGUACAGUUCGCACCGUUUCAAUCUGCUGUAGAAGCACCAUUUUGGCACGCAUUGGCCAAGAAAAAGCUUGAUAUCUUCCAACUAUCUGACGAUGAACAAGCGAUUAUAGGAUUCUACACUAGCGGUCAAUCGGUACGGGAUACUACCACUGGAAGAUCCGUCGAAAUCCCUCCAAGGCUAUCUAUUAGCAAUGAAAGCUUAGAAUUCUCGCCACGCGAAGCGCUUCAAAAUUUGCAAGUCAACAACUUUCCAGCUCCGGGAAAUUUGAAGAACACAAAUACAAUUGAGGACUUCAAGAAUGCCGACAAAAAAGCGAUAUUAAACACAGCUUCUGAAAAAGUUUGGCAAGCUAUUGUAUCUGGUGAAUCCGACACAUGCCCUAUGCAGCUAGUCAAUUUUACCAUUUUGACAUACGCGGAUUUGAAGAAACAUAAAUUCUACUAUUGGUUUUCUUUCCCGGCCCUUCUUCCUUCAUCUCCUUGGACGUUUGUUAAUGAAAAAGGACCAUCUACCAUUAGGGAGUCAUUUUCUACAACUGAGAUCAACAGUUUGCAGGAGACAUACGCUGAGUACAAAUCGCAAAAUCAAGCAAAUGGAAAUUCGGCAUUCUUUCUUGUAAAGCGAUCCACUGCCGCCGACAAGGUCAGCAUAGGCAGCCUCGCACAAUGGAAGGAAUUCAUCUCGAGUGGAGACACAGAAAAUGUUCUGCUGGGAUUUGUGGAUCCCUCUGGACUAAGAGAGCAUCCAGGCUGGCCACUGAGAAACCUACUUGCUUACGCUAACGUUAGACUCGGUUUACAAAGAGUUCAAAUUUUAUGUCUACGAGAUAAGCUAGCCAAAAAUGAGCUUUCUUCGUCUCUUCUGCUUCAUGUUGAGUUAGAAGCUGAUGCAUUUUAUACCGAUGAUGCAAAGUCAAUACCCAAAUCAGUGGGUUGGGAAAAGAGUAUAACUGGUAAGCUGGCACCAAGGCUAGCUGACCUUGCGCCAAUGAUGGACCCUGCAAGGCUCGCUGACACUGCAGUUGACUUGAAUUUGAAGCUUAUGAGAUGGCGCCUUCUCCCGGAGCUGCAACUCGAAAAGAUACAAUCAACCAAAUGUCUACUUUUAGGAUCUGGAACUCUUGGUUGCUAUGUAGCACGAUCUUUACUAGGAUGGGGUGUUCGAAAAAUCACAUUUGUCGACUAUGGCAAAGUAUCGUUCUCUAAUCCAGUUCGACAACCCCUAUUUGUGUUUGAAGAUUGCUUGGAUGGAGGUGCUUCUAAAGCACAAGCUGCUGCUGCCAAUCUUCAAAAGGUUUAUCCAGGAGUGGAUGCAACUGGUGUGGAACUCUCCAUACCAAUGCCAGGUCAUACAGUUGCGAACGAAAGCAAAGUCUCCCAGGAGGUUGACCAGCUAAGAGAUUUGAUUGCCAGCCACGAUGUCAUCUACUUAUUGAUGGAUAGCCGUGAAAGUCGGUGGUUACCUUCACUGAUUGGUGCGCAAAUGCGUAAGCUAGUGAUCAAUGCAGCUCUUGGUUUCGACAGUUUUCUAGUGAUGAGACAUGGCGUCCGGGUUGCAAAUGAGGACAUGCAUGAUGUAGGAGAUAACUCUAACCAACUGGGGUGCUACUAUUGUAAUGACGUGGUUGCUCCUACUGAUUCUUUAACCGAUCGUACCUUGGAUCAGCAAUGUACAGUCACCAGACCUGGCCUGUCGUCCAUAGCAAGCGCCAUGGCGGUAGAGCUGAUGGUCUCCUUGCUCCAUCAUAAGCUAGGCGUAUACGCUCCUGCAGAUACAGCUGCUGACGACAAAGAGCCAAGUGAAGAAUCAUCGCCACUAGGCAUUCUUCCACAUCAGAUAAGGGGAUUCUUGGGUAACUUCAAUAAUAUGCUGAUAGCAGGCAAAGCCUACGACCGAUGUACAGCUUGCUCUGAAACGGUUAUAAACCGGUAUGAAGUGGAAGGAUUUGAAUUUUUGAAAAAGGCAUUCAACGACCCACAAUACUUGGAAGAGGUGACUGGAUUAGCGCAGAUGAAAAGGGAAAGCGAGGAGCUGCUAAAUAAUGAUGACUGGAUGAAUGACGACAGUGAUGCCGAUGAAGAUCUUUUGUAAACGAUAUUGAGAAGCAAGGAAGGGAGAGGGUUUAUUCAUAAUAUACAGAAGACUUAUAUCAAAUCUGAAUCUUCCAAGAAUCUGUAUUCAAAGCUAGAAUCAUUUAAUUUGUUAAAUUAUUAAUACACUGAUUGUAUGAGAUUCUCCCAA